CUGACAUCAGUUUCCGGGGCGGAGUGAUAUAUUCCCACGUAUUUUACAGAGGAAAUUUUAUAUAGCUUUGAAAAAUGGAUGAGGGAAGUUUGUCACCGUGAAUAUUUCUUCUUCUUAUUUGAUAGCGUUCCGUUAAGUUUGUUUCUUCAGCACGAAUCGAAUAACAAGCCACUCUUGACAUCGCCAGAGUUAUGAAAACUUUCACACAUUCGUCGUAAUCUCUCAUCGAGCUUUCAAGUACGAGUACACUACUUAAAACUGAGUGCACAAAAUUGUUAACAGACGCUUCUUAAACAGCCUUGGAAUUCUCACAUGUUACACAUCCACAGUCUUCCAAGAAAGAAUGAAGAAAAGAUUUUGCGUUUCGAUGAGCGAAUGUUCUAAAUCCUAGAACGAUACAAGUUUGAGGUUUCUUUACUCGCCAGUUAUUGAAUUAUAAUAAAUUAUAAUAUAUUUUAUCAUUCAUACCAGAUUGAAGCCAGGAUGGAUUUAUGUAUUAGCGACGGCUGAUAACUGGUAAAGAUCGGUGUUUAUGUUGUUGUGGUAAUUAUUCAUCAUGAGGUAAGCCAGUACAUGCGAGAAACUAAUGCUCAUUGGAAAAAACUUCUACUGUCUGCUUUCGAAUUUUUUGGUAAGCAAGAUUAUUUUAUUCUGAAACGUUUCCGAAUGAUUUCAAUAUUGAUUGCUUAGAAGAAGAAAAAAGCAUCAAAUAACAGAAUUGUAAGAUUUUGUACUUCAUAUAAUGUGUAAUGUUGCAAUUAUUCUCCUGUUCCGGCAGUAACAGAGUGACCAGUCUCAUUUAAACAAGCCUCUUACAGCAGCUAUGUCUACUUCUCUGAGCGUAGACGCGUCUAUUACUCCAACACCUUCGGGUUACAAGAUGAACGGAGUUUCGCCUCGAACAAAUCUCAAUCUCAAUGCCCUAAGUGUAUCGAAACCCAGUCUGACCAGGUUAUCACCUACUGAUUUCAUUAAUAGCGACAGCGGAACAGGGAAACCACUGUUAAACCUGUCUCCAGGCAGAACCUAUCCGUGUUCUCAUCUCUUUUUUUCACCAAAGUCCUCCUCCAAGUCCACAGUAGCCCCUCAGGAGAAAAGUGCUUAUCAAACAAUGGCCGCGCUAGCGUUGGUAUGUCUGCUGGCCUUGCUCAUGGCUUUAUUGGCCGUCUUGUUUCUGGAUAAACUCUCUCCACGGCCCUUUAACGUAGUGGUCAGAACAGGUGAAUAUGUUUUGGUCCACCAAGUGUCCGUAGCCUUGAGUACCUUGACAAUUUCUCUUAACAUGUGCUGCGUGUUCGUCUGCUUCCUUCAGUUGUUGUUUAUCAUGAAGUUCCUCAGGGGAUCUGAGAACGUGGAUAGAAUAGCAUGGUACCUCAUGAAAACUAGUUGCACUCGGACAAUAGCAGCAGGAUGUUUCUUCCUUUCAAUACCAAUCUUCUGUACAGGUGUCAUCCUUUUUACUUUCAUUAGUUUUCAUGAGAGUUCAGCUAUAGUGACAAGUGUAGUCAUGGGAAUAGGGAUAAUAUUUUGUGGAGCAGCUUCAGUUCAUAACAUGUAUUUGUGGCAAGGAGAGAAGAUAAGCACAAGAUACCGGUUAUCAAAAAGAAAACUCCACGAAACAAGCCUGCAACCGGACUUAACAGCUCAUGUUACAGAGCUUUCCACACUUGUAUGACUGAGUUCAUGAUACAGAGUUCAAGUUUCUCUGUCAAAUUAAAGCAGUUUAAAAUUGAUAAGUUCUUUGAUUCUACAGGUGCAUAGAAUCAGCUAGUAACUGAGAUACCUAACAAUGGUAGUGUGACAAGAUGUUACUCAACAAUCCAAAGGGAAAAAAAAACAUGUUUGAAUACUGUUAACUAAAUGAAAAUGUUUCUAUAAAAAUAUUAACCACUAUCCAUUAAUUUUAAGACUGUAAUUACACGUUACUAGCUAGCAGUGUUUUACCCAAAAUAAAAUCCUCGUGAACAUUUAUUCCGGAAGAGCUGAGCAUCAUUUUCUAUCAGAAAUGAAGGUAAUUUUCACUUACUAAAUAAACAAUACAUACAACGUAUCUCCUCACUACAUUUCUUUUCACCAUCUUGUAAAUUUUAUUAUAACCACAUUUCUAAAUUUAUAAGCCACUAAAAACUUGAACAUUAAAAUAAAAAACA
Limulus polyphemus (Atlantic horseshoe crab) is the source of this 2150-nucleotide messenger RNA. RefSeq lists its product as uncharacterized. Bases 824 to 1675 code for a protein of 283 amino acids. The transcript has 3 exons. NCBI's taxonomy places the organism in Eukaryota, Metazoa, Arthropoda, Merostomata, Xiphosura, Limulidae. The record is from RefSeq and is a predicted model, not a curated record.